Molecule: messenger RNA, 552 nt
Organism: Brassica napus (rape)
Lineage: Eukaryota; Viridiplantae; Streptophyta; Magnoliopsida; Brassicales; Brassicaceae
Product: probable non-specific lipid-transfer protein AKCS9
Exons: 1
Coding region: 9-431 (140 amino acids)
Biological process (GO): lipid transport
Source: RefSeq, a predicted model, not a curated record
UCACCAUCAUGAAUACCUCAAAUCCCAAUCUCACAAAUACUUCAAUAAAAAGACCAAAAAAAAUUAAAGCAAAGAAAAGCCUUCUUGUGCACAAAAAAAAAAGCCUUCUAGGUUUUCACGACAUGAAGUUCACUACUCUAAUGGUCAUCACAUUGGUGAUAAUCGCCAUGUCGUCUCCUGUUCCAAUUAGAGCAACCACGGUUGAAAGUUUCGGAGAAGUGGCACAAUCGUGUGUUGUGACAGAACUCGCCCCAUGCUUACCAGCAAUGACCACGGCAGGAGACCCGACUACAGAAUGCUGCGACAAACUAGUAGAGCAGAAACCAUGUCUUUGUGGUUAUAUUCGAAACCCAGCCUAUAGUAUGUAUGUUACUUCUCCAAACGGUCGCAAAGUCUUAGAUUUUUGUAAGGUUCCUUUUCCUAGUUGUUAAAUCUCUCAAGACAUUGCUAAGAAAAAUAUUAUUAAAAAUAAAAGAAUCAAACUAGAUCUGAUGUAACAAUGAAUCAUCAUGUUAUGGUUGAAGCUUAUAUGCUGAAGUGUUUGAUUUUAUA